CUAGUUCUUUCUAUUGAGGGUUUUGCAUUUCGCGCCAAACCAGAGAGCGAUCGUUGCAGACGCAAAAUGGUUCAGUUGUGUUUCGUUAUUGAUCUGCGAACCUUGCCACCGCCAUUGCUAGUAGACUUGAAGCAGUCGUUACUUCAACUUGCUAAUUUCUACGCCAUUUCGAGUUCGUCUUCUUCUGCUCGCAAAUCGGAUACUCUCAGCGAUAAGAUCGGUUUGUGCUAUGCUGUUAAGAAUCGUUUAACUUCUUCCGACGAGUUGAUGAUUGCGUAUCGUCCUGUUGGAAAUUUCAAUCUACGCGAUUUCCACCACGCUGUUAACAACUUGCCAUCUGAUGCCUUUCUGCCUGAUAUCGAUAGCAUAUCUGAUGUAAUGAUAUCAGAUGUUUUGAGCGAACGAGUAUUGUAUUCUUGGCAAGGUAAAGAUAUUGAGAGAAGAGUGAUAGUAAUAACUUCGAUCUUGCCUGAAGAUGUGAAUUCUGUAAUGCAAAAGAGCCUCUCGGAUGCUGCAGAUAAAUGUGUUUCGGUUGAUUUUGCUGUAUUUCAGCAGAAGUCAAGCCAUCUGACUGAUUCGCGUGAAAACAUUAACAAUUUUCGUCGUUGCAUUUCUCAUCUUGAUAAUUGCUCAGUCCAGACCUAUAUCACAGAUUUCAGAUCAUUCAACGGCCUGGUUAAAAGAUGGCUGCAGGUUUUGAAAGAUGACAUGGACAAACCCCUGCAAGCACGUCUCGUUUUCAAGGAUGAUCUUUUAGAUUCUGUGAAUCAUAUAUUCUGCAACCUGCUUCCAUCGGUCAAUCCAAUAGCCAACGGCUUCAGUCAAUGUCAGACAUGCAGGUGCCAUGGCAUUCCUUUAGGGGAUGCUGAAAAAAAACUCAACAUGUUUUCCUGUCCGGUCACUGGCUCCAAUCUGGAAACAUGUGAUGUUAAUGAAAAUUCUGUUCGUGUUGGGGAAAAAACUAUUCUAUUUCUUCCGUCAUUCCAUAAUUCCCUGAAGCUCCUACCAAUUUAUUCACCAAUCAACUUAAUUGUUACUGAGAGGAUAAACUUGGCAUCUCUUGAUGAAGGUCUAAUAAUGGGGGCUUCGUUUGUUAUGACUCCAUCCCCUUAUUAUGCGAUCGAAACCAACUCCGAUGAUACUGAUCAGUCAGACAUGAAUGCUAAACUUUUUCAAGGCCUUUCCAGUGUUCUACAUUCAAUGGACCAGGGUUUGAUAUGUUCAUCAAAUUGUGAUUUAGAAACAAUGACAGAGGCUCCUUAUCUUUGUUACUACAUUCUGCAGCCAUCAGAUAAUGGAUCAAUGCUUAUGAGGCGCCUUGCAGGGGCAGAAGAAGUCAAACAAGCUCCUGACAAUCGAUUAAUUGAAUCAACGGUCAAUAAGGAUGUAGAGAACUCUGUUCAAGCUUGUUUGCUAAAGAUUGAUCUAACAGACUAUGAUCCAUUGUUACAUGAAAGAGGCUUUCAUAAAAAACUAAAUGUGCUUGUCAAAGAAAGCCUACAAUUGGGGUCAAUACUUCCCAAAAUGGACAGUGCAUUUUCUGAAGUAAGCUCAACUCGACAACCUUCAUUAGAGGUCAUCGGGAGAGCAGAAUCAGCAACUAACGUCAUUGUUGUGGAUGAGGAAACUUUGUCCAUGGAUAUUACGGAUCAAGACGACAGAACCAUGGCCUGUAUUACAGAAGAGUGGAAGCAAUUGGUUGUAAGCGAAGAGCCCAAGUUGUACUCUCCAUCUUGCAUGCCCAAAGCCAAGUUGGAUCAAUCGAGUGUAUCACCAAAAAAUGGUAAUAGACAGCUAGACAAGGAAACAUCAAGGAUUUUGGAGAGAUUGGAGGUUCCAAGGCCAUUGAAAGGAAAGAAAGCCUCUCCUGUUUCAAAUGAAAGUUGUAUGAAAAAUAUAACUGUGCCCACUAAGAAGCCUCUAAUACCAUUCCAGCCAAGCCAAAAUACAGAACAAGUCAUAGUCGGCAGCCAGUUAAUUAAACCAAACUUUCAGAGGCAGAAAAGAAAACUAAGAUGAAAAGAACGCAACUUGAUGUUUCAUGAAAACAAUUGUUCAAAGGUCUAUAAGGUCAGUAUAUUUCUCUUCCCUUUUUUAUUAUGCCGCAAGUUAUUUUUCUGCUAAAAUAAAGUCAAUUAAUGAUGAAACAUGUUUUCUAAUGGAUCAGAAUCGUUAAAAUACAUACUUUUUUUAGUGGGAUCGAUAUUUCACUUAAUAAAUUAUGUUAAAAUUCUAUCUCUACUUCUCUCCACAGUAUUCACAACUAAUUUCCAAGGGAUGGUUUGGAUCCUCUCCAUCAAACCCCUCUCCGCUCCACUCCCUAUCUCUGUCAUCGAUUCAUCUUCCCUCUCUUCUAUUUUUUUUUCUCUCUAUCUCUCUCCCCGAUUUGGUGGAGAGGAUCAAUUUAAUUUUAGAGUGUCCUUUAAACAGAAUUCAGCGGAGUUGUGAAAUUUCCCAAAUAAAUAAGGGUGUAAUAGUAUAUCUCAAGUAAGUACAUUUAUCUUUUGAGAUAAUCACAAAAUAGAAAAGAAGGGAGCGGUAAUAUAUUCACUAAUAGGAUAUUAGGAUUAUACGUGACGUAUGAUGCAUGAUCUCAGACACUAACCUUUCUUUUUGAUAAAUAUCAAGCAAUAUCUUAAUAAAAUUUAGUACAAAGACAAAGAUAGUACAGUACACAAUUACACUAAGAAAAAAUAUAUCUAUUUGCUCUUUUAAAAACAAUGCCGGCAAACUGACUAAUUGGAAACUGACAUGCAGAUAUAAUAAUAAGCUUUCGAUCAUCUCCAACUCCUCCCCACUUUUAUCAGUCAACCUGUCACUGGUGUAGGUUAUCCACAAUCCACAUCUUUCUUAACCAAAGUGACUCAAUUUUGUUUUGGGCUGCAUAUACCAUCAAGUAAAUGAUUCUAGAUAAAAAAAACCAAGAGGGUUGGUCUAUGUUAGACUCCUAAGAUGUGACAAACUAAGGUUUGAAUCUCAGUUAAGAGAGAUAUUCAUCGUGUCUGACACGCCUUAAAUAAAGUUAUCUCAAGAGAACCUAUGAAAAAACCCAAAACAUCCUAGAUAAAAAUUUUGUCAAAAUUGCCGUGUUUCAUCAUAUGAUUAUAUCAAUCUCGCUGUGAAUCCAAAUACGCAGAAGAUUGGUUCUUCUUUCUUUUAUGAUUUCCUUCCUCCCAAUGAAUGGAUUGACCAUGAGCUUACGGUGCCUUGUAGAAAGCAUAGCCUCAUUGUUCACUCACGGAAGAUUAUUCUCUUCACAUAGAUCUCGGGAUACGAGACCUGCCUUCAACUACGAACUAAGCAGCCUUGAAAGUUGAAAGAAGAGAAACAUGUAAUCAUUUUCACUUAAUUUCAAAUGUGAUUUUAAGAAUUUUUUGAUUUUUUUUUUUUUGUCAAGUUGAUGUUUUUUAUUUUGAUUCUAGAUAGUGUUGGAAUAUUGAUUUAAAUUGAAGUGGUGAAACAUAGCUUUUGAUUUUGGAUUGAUAAUUUACACUAUUUUAAUACUACAAACUUUCAUUUAUUCAUUUAAUAAUUUCACUUCCAACGUACUCAUCAUCAAUUUUACAAAACCAAUUAAAAUAUAGACUUCUUGACAAAAUUAAAAUAUAAACUUGUACUGCAUCCGGACAAACUAUUUCCCUCCUGAUUUACUUUCUUCCAGGUCCCUUCUCCUGGGAUUAUUAAAAUGAAUAAAAAAACAAAACAACAAACAUAAAA
Trifolium pratense (red clover) is the source of this 3717-nucleotide messenger RNA. RefSeq lists its product as uncharacterized. The transcript is spliced from 12 exons. Bases 67 to 2019 code for a protein of 650 amino acids. Lineage: Eukaryota; Viridiplantae; Streptophyta; Magnoliopsida; Fabales; Fabaceae. The record is from RefSeq and is a predicted model, not a curated record.